GACCUGGAAAUCAUCGGCCGAAACCUUACGGAUGAGCGGGAGUGGAAACAACAUCGAAAUUCACCAACUUUGUCAUUCCCGUCACAAUUGGACAGCCUGUGGUAUUUUGAGCAUAUCUCCAUCGUUUCUUCACGGAAUCGCAAACCGUUUGAUUCUGUGGAUUUCUAAGACGUAAGGCUACAACUUUCGUGAAGAAACCAUGUUAAAAUAAUGAGUUUAAAGUGGUCAAAUAUAGCUCACAAGUGGACUCAUAGUUGCUNCCAGGAUUUUGGAUGUUCCAACGAACAACGAUUCCGACGAUUAUCUCAUUAACUUCAAUAUUCUAACGCCGAACCUUCUCUACGAUACCUUCCGGAUGUUCCUAAUAAGUGUUAGAGAGUUUAUGGUAAGUUCUUGGAAUGAAACAAUAUGAAUUUGGUGAAGAAAAUGGUCCAACCCGAGGAGCUCGCCACCACUGGCGCAGUCCCGGUAUUUUGGCCAUAUCUUCUUCGUUACUCAACGAAAUCGCGAGCCGUUUGUUGGGCUGGAUUCGUAUCGUCCGGGGCUACAACUUUGGCUCAAGAAUCAAAGACAGUGGCAAUGGUGGGCGGUCUGAACAUUGGGCUUCUGGUGGGCGUGGUGUUGGUAACAAAGUUGGCAUUUCAUGGAGCCGCUUUGAUCAAUGCCAUUGGGUUUCUAUGUGUUGGAUUGAAUAUCGUAAUGUAUGCCUCCCCCUUGGCUGCAAUGAGGACUGUAAUAAGGACAAACAGUGUGGAAUUCAUGCCCUAUUACCUCUCGCUUUUCAUCUUCAUCAACGGUGGUAUUUGGGCGCUCUAUGCAUUUCUUGACCGCGAUUGGUUUCUUGGGGUACCAAAUGGGUUGGGUUUCAUAUUCGGAGCAGCACAAUUAAUACUUUAUGCGAUCUACAGUCGUACGUCAGCCAAAGUUGACGCCCGACCUUCUUCUUCUUCUUCCUCUUCUUGCAUGGACGACGGCGACUGCGCACAAAGUGAGCCUCUCAUUAUUGCACCGUCGCCGCAAGACUCUUUUCCUGCGCCUAUUAUUGUUCCAUACGUAUAGACUUAUUAGCUUGUAAGUGCAUGCAUGGAGUGACAUUUAUUCCAUAAUGAUGAAAAAUUGCACGUGAGUGUUGUUUAUAGAUUAUUUGUUUUUUUAUUUUUAAAUAAAAAUGAAUGAGUGUUGUUAAUAGUUUUGUUUUUUUGCUCUAAAAUAAUCUAGCAAGCAAUGAAGUGAUAAAAGUAGUUGUCUGGU
Molecule: messenger RNA, 1251 nt
Organism: Cuscuta campestris
Lineage: Eukaryota; Viridiplantae; Streptophyta; Magnoliopsida; Solanales; Convolvulaceae
Source: the annotation of a GenBank genome assembly